Sceloporus undulatus (fence lizard) is the source of this 1855-nucleotide messenger RNA. Its product is annotated as zinc finger protein 2 homolog. Gene Ontology annotation, molecular function: DNA-binding transcription factor activity; RNA polymerase II cis-regulatory region sequence-specific DNA binding. The annotation marks the transcript as partial. Gene Ontology annotation, biological process: regulation of transcription by RNA polymerase II. The transcript has a single exon. NCBI's taxonomy places the organism in Eukaryota, Metazoa, Chordata, Lepidosauria, Squamata, Phrynosomatidae. The record is from RefSeq and is a predicted model, not a curated record.
CACACGGGGGAGAAGCCCUAUAAAUGCAUGGAAUGUGGAAAGAGCUUCAGUGUGAGUGGAAGUCUAAACUUACAUCAAAGGAUCCACACAGGAGAGAAGCCCUAUAAAUGCAUUGAAUGUGGAAGGCGCUUCAUUCAGAGUGGAAGUCUAAAUUUACAUCAAAGGACCCACACGGGGGAAAGGCCACAUAAAUGCAUGGAGUGUGGAAAGAACUUCACUCGGAGUACACAUCUAAACAAUCAUCAAAGGGCCCACACAGGGGAGAAGCCAUAUGAAUGCAUGGAAUGUGGAAAGAGCUUCAGUUGGAGUGGAAGUCUAAAAUCACAUCAAAGGACCCACACAGGGGAGAAGCCAUACAAAUGCAUGGAAUGUGGAAAGAGCUUCAGUCAGAGUGAAGGUCUAAACAGACAUCAUAGGAUCCACACAGGGGAGAAGCCCUAUAAAUGCAUGGAAUGUGGAAAGUGCUUCAGUGAGAGUGGACAUCUAAAUUCACAUCAAAGAACCCACACAGGGGAGAAGCCAUAUCAAUGCAUGGAAUGUGGAAAGAGCUUCAGUGACUGUAGAAGUCUAAAUUCGCAUCAAAAGACCCACACGGGGGAGAAGCCAUAUAAAUGCAUGGAAUGUGGAAUGACCUUUAUUCAGGGUGGAAGUCUAAACAAACAUCAAAUGACCCACACAGGAGAGAAGCCUUAUCAGUGCAUGGAAUGUGGAAAGUGCUUCAGUGGUAGAAGAAAUCUAAAGAAACAUGGAAGGACCCACACUGGGGAAAAGCCCUAUAAAUGCAUGGAAUGUGGAAAGAGUUUCGGUGAGAGUGGUAGUCUAAACUCACAUCAAAGGACCCACACUGGGGAGAAGCCAUAUCAGUGCAUGGAAUGUGGAAAGAGCUUCAGGCAGAGUGGACAUCUAAACUCACAUCAAAGGACUCACACUGGGGAGAAACCCUAUAAAUGUAUGGAAUGUGGAAAGAGCUUCAGUGAGAGUGGAAGUCGAAACUCACAUCAAAGGACCCACACUGGGGACAUAAAUGCAUGGAAUGUGGAAAGAGCUUCAUUCAAAGGUCCCACACAGGAGAAAAGUCAUUUACAGCUGGCAGGGACCUAGAUGUCAGCCCUGAAGGUCUGUUGAUCAUCUCUUCUCCUUACUGAACAAACGUAAACCUUUUUAAAUAUCUGUUGGGAACAAGGAGAAUGUUUACAAUGGUGAGAGCCAUCCUGAGAUGUACCAUUAAUACCACAAAUAUUUUUACUUAACAUGCUAGACAAUCUAAACAUUAUUAUCACAAAAUAUGCCAAAGUCAUAUUGUACAUUGCUACAUCAGCGAGAUUAUUGUACGCUAAAUAUUGGGAAACUCUGCAAACCCCAGUUGAAGAGGAAUGGUUAAUGAAAAUAAGAGAGGCUAGGGACAUAGAUACCUUCACUGCCCAAAUUAGAAAUAGACCUAAGGAAGAGAUUGAGAUUGAGAUUGAAUGGAGCUACUUAAAAGAGUAUGGAAAGAAAAAAGAAUGGCAUCUAAAUUAAAUUAAACCCAACUUAAAUUAAAUUUAACUAAUAUAAUAAUAUAAUAAGAAAUGGAAAAUCUACAAUUUAUUACAAAAAGCCUAACCUCGAAUAUUAUAUGUAUGCACUGGAACUUACAUUGAUAAAGAUAAGCAUUGAAGGUAAGGAAGUAUUAGAAUAUUAUAUUUUGAAGUACAAUAAUGACACAAAUUCAAUGUGUUUUGUAUUUGUUCUUAUGUAUGUCUCUUGUGACUUCAGUAUGUGAACAAUCUUUGUUGUAUGUUGUGUGUAUGGUUUUUUGUGUAUAUAUAAAUGUAAAUAAAGUAAAAACAAGCAAAAUUGCCCAUUAGGCUGCAUA